GAGAGAGAGAGAGAAGUGUCACUCUCAUUUCUCAGUUCUCUCAGAGCACAGCAAAACAAAAAAGAAGAUCAAACCAAAACAGCGUUGCUUCAUAGGCCCCCCUCCCUCCCUCUCUCGCUCUCUACCCAUCUCACAAUUAAACCACAUAAACAACUGAAAUCCAGCCUCCACCUCCAACUAGUCACAAGCUUCACUGCAGCCCAUUUUCUGAUCGAUCUCAAUUUUUUAUGCCGAUAUGGGUUUUCGGCUUUUAUUAGCCUCUUUUUCUCACUCGCUGCAAAUUUAACCCCCCAAAAAAAAAACCAGUGAGAAUUGUGUCAAACAGAGGAAGACCCAAGUCAGCAAAUGGCUUCAGGUGCUCAGUCGUCGGGCACAGGCCAUGCCAAAGCUCACAACAAUACAGAGUCUGUAAGCAAAGCCAUUGCUCAGUACACCGUCGAUGCUCGGCUGCACGCGGUGUUUGAGCAGUCAGGCGAGUCUGGUAAGUCCUUCGACUACUCACAGAGCAUGAGGACCACCAAAGACUCAGUCCCGGAGCAGCAGAUUACAGCUUACCUGUCCAAAAUUCAAAGGGGGGGCCAUAUUCAACCCUUUGGGUGCAUGAUGGCUGUGGACGAAGCCACCUUUGGGGUCAUUGCAUACAGCGAAAACGCCCGAGACCUGCUCGACCUAACGCCGCAGUCAGUUCCGAUCCUCGAAAAACCUGAGAUCCUCACAAUUGGGACUGAUGUCCGUACACUCUUCACGCCCUCCAGCGCAGUUUUGCUCGAGAAGGCAUUUGGGGCUCGGGAGAUUACUCUUUUGAACCCAAUUUGGAUGCACUCCAAGAUUUCUGGUAAGCCCUUUUACGCAAUUCUGCACCGGAUUGAUGUUGGGGUUGUGAUUGAUUUGGAGCCUGCUAGAACAGAGGACCCUGCGCUGUCUAUAGCCGGCGCGGUUCAGUCUCAGAAAUUGGCAGUGAGGGCAAUUUCACAGCUGCAGUCACUGCCUGGUGGGGACAUUAAGAUUUUGUGUGAUACUGCGGUUGAGAGUGUAAGGGAGCUUACUGGUUAUGAUAGAGUUAUGGUGUAUAAGUUUCAUGAGGAUGAGCAUGGUGAGGUUGUGGCUGAGAGCAAGAGGCCCGACUUAGAGCCAUAUCUUGGGCUGCACUAUCCUGCCACGGAUAUACCUCAGGCGUCGAGGUUUUUGUUCAAGCAGAACCGGGUCAGAAUGAUAGUAGACUGUCAUGCCACGCCGGUCCAUGUAAUUCAGGAUGAAGGGCUGAUGCAGCCUCUGUGCUUGGUUGGAUCCACACUUCGUGCCCCUCAUGGUUGUCACUCCCAGUAUAUGGCUAAUAUGGGCUCCAUUGCCUCGCUAGCUUUGGCAGUCAUCAUCAAUGGAAAUGAUGAGGAAGCUAUUGGCGGGAGGAACUCAAUGAGACUAUGGGGCCUGGUUGUUUGCCACCAUACCUCUGCUCGGUGCAUUCCGUUUCCCCUUCGGUAUGCUUGUGAGUUCCUAAUGCAGGCCUUUGGGCUUCAGUUGAAUAUGGAAUUGCAAUUGGCUUCACAAUUGUCUGAGAAACAUGUUUUGAGGACCCAGACUCUCUUGUGUGAUAUGCUUCUUCGUGACACCCCAGCUGGCAUUGUUACUCAAAGUCCUAGUAUUAUGGACCUUGUGAAGUGUGACGGGGCUGCACUAUACUACCAAGGGAAGUACUACCCACAAGGUGUGACCCCGACUGAAGCGCAGAUAAAGGACAUUGUGGAGUGGCUGUUGGCUUUCCAUGGAAGUUCAACAGGUUUAAGCACAGAUAGUUUGGGUGAUGCUGGGUACCCCGGAGCUGCCUCUCUGGGCGAUGCUGUUUGUGGGAUGGCUGCUGCUUAUAUCACCAAGAGGGAUUUUCUGUUCUGGUUCCGAUCCCACACUGGCAAAGAGAUCAAAUGGGGUGGAGCAAAGCAUCAUCCAGAGGACAAGGAUGAUGGACAGAGGAUGCAUCCACGCUCUUCAUUCAAGGCAUUUUUGGAAGUGGUUAAAAGCCGUAGUUUGCCGUGGGAGAACGCAGAAAUGGAUGCAAUACACUCUUUGCAGAUUAUUUUGAGAGACUCAUUUAAGGAUGCAGAGACAAACAAUUCAAAAGCUGUUACGCAGGCCCAGCUUGGUGAUCUGGAGUUUCAAGGGAUCAAUGAGCUCAGCUCGGUAGCAAGAGAAAUGGUUAGAUUGAUAGAGACUGCAACUGCCCCCAUAUUUGCUGUAGAUGUUGAUGGAUGUAUAAAUGGGUGGAAUGCAAAGGUUGCAGAGUUGACAGGUCUCUCAGUCGAGGAAGCUACUGGGAAGUCCUUGGUUCAUGAUCUUGUUUACAAAGAAUCUGAAGAAAUUGUUGACAGGCUUCUUUUCCGUGCUUUAAGAGGAGAAGAAGAUAAGAAUGUAGAAAUAAAAAUGAGGACAUUUGGCCCAGAGCACGACAACAAACCUGUAUUUGUGGUGGUUAAUGCUUGCUGUAGCAAGGAUUACACUAGCAAUAUAGUUGGAGUUUGCUUCGUUGGUCAGGAUGUAACUGGUCAAAAAGUAGUAAUGGACAAGUUCAUAAAAAUACAAGGUGAUUACAAGGCCAUCGUUCAUAGUCCAAACCCUUUGAUCCCUCCUAUAUUUGCUUCAGAUGAUAACACAUGUUGCUCGGAAUGGAACACUGCCAUGGCAAAGCUCACUGGGUGGAGCCAUGGAGAAAUCCUUGGAAAAAUGUUGGUUGGAGAGGUCUUCGGCAGUUGCUGUCGACUCAAGGGUCCAGAUGCUAUGACAAAAUUCAUGAUUGUCCUACACAAUGCCAUUGGAGGGCUAGACACAGACAAAUUUUCCUUUUCAUUCUUUGACCGAAAUGGGAAAUAUGUACAAGCUCUCUUGACAGCCAAUAAGAGGGUGAACGCAGAAGGUCAGGUUAUUGGAGCUUUCUGCUUUUUGCAGAUUGCAAGUUCAGAACUGCAGCAAGCUCUUAAAGUUCAGAGGCAACAGGAAAAUGAAUGUUUUUCUAGGAUGAAAGAAUUGGCUUACAUUUGCCAGGAAAUAAAAAAUCCUUUAAGUGGUAUACGCUUUACUAACUCACUUUUGGAGGCUACAGACUUAACUGAAGAUCAAAAGCAGUUUUUGGAGACCAGUGCUGCUUGUGAGAAGCAAAUUUUGAAGAUUAUAGAAGAUGUUGAUCUGGAUAGCAUUGAAGAUGGAUCACUGGAGAUUGAGAAGUCAGAAUUCUUUCUUGGGAGUGUCAUAAACGCUGUUGUUAGCCAAGUAAUGUUAUUGCUGAGGGAAAGGGAUCUACAAUUGAUUCGGGAUAUUCCUGAAGAAAUCAAAACAUUGGCUGUUUGUGGUGAUCAAGUGAGAAUUCAGCAGGUCUUAGCUGAUUUCUUAUUGAAUAUGGUACGUUAUGCACCAUCGCCUGAAGGCUGGGUGGAGAUUCAUGUUCUUCCAAGCUUGAAGAAAGUAGCUGAUGGAGUCACUCUGGUUCGUACUGAAUUCAGGUUGGUUUGUCCUGGUGAAGGUCUUCCUCCUCAAUUAGUUCAGGAUAUGUUCCAUAGCAGUCAAUGGAUGACUCAGGAGGGCCUAGGACUGAGCAUGUGCAGGAAGAUUUUAAAGCUCAUGAAUGGAGAAGUCCAAUAUAUCAGAGAGUCAGAGAGAUGUUAUUUCUUAAUUAUUCUUGAGUUUCCUAUGCCUCGGAGUACAAAGAGUAUUGACUAGGUCAUUGGAUAUCCAGGACUUUAUAGUCUCAACAGGAGAUGCUCCUUCUCCCAGAACAAACUGCACCAGGCACCAAAGCUACCUGAUUCGUUUCAAGGGUACUUGACAAAACUCAAAACAUGUUUGCGUUAUCCAAGAUUGCUGUUCGACUACACAAGUUCAAAUGACAAACAUGCUCGAGUAAGGUAGCUGAUAGCCUACGUGCAGUCUUAAGAUUUCUCUAAUGCAGUUAAGCCAAAUCUUAAUGCAUUAGUGUGCUGCCCUGUGUUAUUCAUUGAAAAGGACCAAGUGGGUGUAUUUGAGGUAUUGUAGAGAGGCUUCCACGAUCAAAAGUCUUCCGGUAGGAGACUCGUUAGAUUGAGUCACAUCUUUCUUUCGCAUGUUUCUACUUGAUUGCUUGUACUAAAGUCGUUUCCGCUACGCGUUCUCAAAGUGUCCACAGCGAAAGCUUUUUGGCCUUUUCCCUUUUAAUGUAUAAUACUUCGUCUAUGUAAUAAAGUGAUACUGAUAGUCAUCUUCUCGUUGCUGGAUUUAAUGUAACAUGGAUGACUUGUCUGAGUAAUAUAUGCUUUUUUGUUGGCGAAGA
Molecule: messenger RNA, 4291 nt
Organism: Prunus avium (sweet cherry)
Lineage: Eukaryota; Viridiplantae; Streptophyta; Magnoliopsida; Rosales; Rosaceae
Product: phytochrome B
Biological process (GO): detection of visible light; red, far-red light phototransduction; protein-tetrapyrrole linkage
Molecular function (GO): phosphorelay sensor kinase activity; photoreceptor activity; protein homodimerization activity
Source: RefSeq, a predicted model, not a curated record